CAACACGUCCAGCCUCUACGAAAUACGGGGCAGAUCUUUGUUUCUGAAGAUUGCCGGAGUUUGUUCCCGUUGUGGAGAUAAUCAACAACCCACAGUUUUGUAAUACUUUUUCUCUCUUUCUCAUCACCCGAAUAUGGGAGCCAGGAUUAAAGGUGCAUUUGAAGAUACACUCAUAAUGCUGAAGAACGAGAUAUACUUUGGAGCCAACCACCUCAAUCGUCUCUCUUUCUUGAGGAAUGACCCAAGAUUCAUCAAAGAUGCCAUAACUUCUUCAGCUACCAAUAUUAUCUUCUUUAGCGAGCUGUCUCCUCUUGUUGACACAAGGACCAACAAGUUUAUGUCUCUGAAUUACAAAUCACUGGAUCCUACUAAUAGGUUAUUAAUCGACAGAUGGGCUAAAGGCAAUGAGGAGAAAAGCUUGCAUCUCCUUUCACAAUCACCUCUAGUACAUUUCUUGGGGUUGGACACUACGUGUUCAACAUCGUUUAAGUACAAUUCGUAUUCAGGUAUGCCGUAUUUUGCAGUGUCAUUGGACUCACAUUCGAGUAUGUACAAAUAUGUAAUGUCCCAGAACCCAAGUGUUGAAGUGCUACGAACUCGUGAGCAAGUGAACAGGCAUUUAGACUACAGACAGGCCAGCGUAUACGCACAGGCCAAGAUGUACCUUGAAUGGUUAUCGACAACACGACACUGUAGAGGUUGUGGCUCGAGAACCAUACCCAUAAACGCUGGCUCUGAGUUGUUGUGCUCAAAUGCCGAAACCAAUAAGUGCUCUGUGAAGUCUGCUCAUGUGUCAAAUGCUUCGUUCCCGAGACUUGAUCCUGUAUUAAUAUGUUGCGUCUUGAACAAUAGGAGGGAUAAAGUGUUGAUGACUAGAAUGCAUAAAUUCAUCAAGGGAAUGUACACCCAUAUUGCAGGGUUCAUUGAACCAGGUGAAACAGUGGAAAAUGCCGUCAAAAGAGAAGUUUGGGAGGAAAGUGGGCUGAACGUGUCGAACGUUUCCAUAGUACAAACACAGCCUUGGCCUUAUCCAAUGAAUUUGAUGAUUGGUUGUGUUGCGAUAGUUGACGAACAUUCAAAUGAAUUGGACCUGAAUCACGAUAAAGAAUUAGAACACGCAUUUUGGUGUCCUUUGAAAGAUUUGGAGCAUCUCCUCAAGACCGGUACAGAGGACGCAGAGUUGAAUUUGACUACACCAGAUAAAGCGUAUUCAAUUCCUAACGAUAAGACAUUAGCUACAAAGCUAUUCCAAUAUGUUGUUGAGAACUACCAUUAG
Molecule: messenger RNA, 1276 nt
Organism: Williopsis jadinii
Lineage: Eukaryota; Fungi; Ascomycota; Saccharomycetes; Phaffomycetales; Wickerhamomycetaceae
Product: NAD(+) diphosphatase
Exons: 1
Coding region: 134-1276 (380 amino acids)
Biological process (GO): NAD+ catabolic process; NADP+ catabolic process
Cellular component (GO): cytosol
Molecular function (GO): NADH pyrophosphatase activity
Source: RefSeq, a predicted model, not a curated record